This is a messenger RNA of Ceratitis capitata (Mediterranean fruit fly), 2368 nucleotides long. It is a transcript of the gene Fbxl4, whose product is annotated as F-box/LRR-repeat protein 4. The record is from RefSeq and is a predicted model, not a curated record. Bases 236 to 2206 code for a protein of 656 amino acids. The transcript has 12 exons. Lineage: Eukaryota; Metazoa; Arthropoda; Insecta; Diptera; Tephritidae. Gene Ontology annotation, cellular component: SCF ubiquitin ligase complex. Gene Ontology annotation, biological process: SCF-dependent proteasomal ubiquitin-dependent protein catabolic process. Gene Ontology annotation, molecular function: protein binding.
CCACUAUCCAGCCAGCUGAUUUCAACAAAGAGUAGAAAUAUACAUAAACAAUUCGUUCUACUUGAUUUUACCUAUUGCGUUGUCCUAAGUUAAUUAGCGUUACUCAGUAAAUAUUAGUACAAAUUAGAUCUUGAAACAAAUUUUACUCGAAGUAGUCCCACAUUUCAAUAAAAAGUGAAUAUAAAAAACAAUAAAAAAGAAAUCUUGGACCUGUUUCUCGAUUCAGAAAUACCUAAUGUCGUCGGUAUCGGAUGACGACAUCACAAGACAAGGUGCUGGAGUAACUGUCGAUUUUCCUGCUCUUGGCGGUGAAAUUGAUAGUGAGCUAUGUAAUACGUUUGAAGAGUCGGAUGUGAUGAGUGAUUCGGAAGAAGGGUUUUAUUAUGCUGGCUAUCGUUUGGAUCAAUAUGCAUUGGAUGUAGCAGAUUUUAGCUCACAGUAUGGCAGUGAUUACAGUAUUUCGUAUACAGCUACAAACAUUACUGGAAAACCGCGAAAGUAUCCUGAAUAUGGUGAUUUUCCUGAAACAUUCGCAAUGCGUACUUAUGGAGAUUGGUGGGAAAAAGCACCUAGUUAUAUUCCAGAAAUUCAACAGCAAAAUAUUUCCAAAAUACCUGCCAAAGAUUACAUAGUUUUAUGCUUUGAGGAGUAUGUGAUUCCCGAAGAAAUAGCAGUAUAUGAGACUUUUAACCCAGGGGGUCUAAUUCGUAUCUGGGCGUACACCAUAUUAAAAACCUGGGUUUGUUUGUGGGAAGCGAAAAAAGUGUAUGCACCAUCACCGAAACUUGUCAAUAAGGCUCGACGUUUUUCUCCUAAACUGAAAACCCUAAACAUACCUACAAGGACAAUACGUCUAGAAUUUAAUCAGAUGGGGCUGAGCUAUUUUACAGAAAUCGACGCUGUGUUACUAGGAGGUAGAAAAGUUAAUAUAGAAGGGAUUCAAGGAAUAUUGGAUUGUUAUGAACGUCAACGAAAAUGUUCCAUUUUGCGUAAAUUACAGCGAAUUCACUUUCGGCCGAAUAUUAAAGAAAACUAUCAUAAUCACUUGAAAGAAUUUUUCACAAAUGAUUUAAAUAAAUUCGUCAAUAUUGUAUCCAGCAAUACGGAUCUUUUGAAAAAUGAUCUGAGCUCCGAAAAGGAUGAUAAAGCCGUUGGGCUCAAGGAUUUGCCGUUUGAAAUCAUGCUAAAAAUAUUUAGCUACUUGGAUUUAACAUCGUUGUUUUUAGUGGGACAAGUAUCCAAGUAUUUUUAUGACGUGUCUACACAUCCAUUACUCUAUAGUGAAUUAAAUUUAAAACCUUAUUGGCACCUUGCAUCAAGCGAAUUGUUAUGCACUUUGGCAAAAAGAGCUACAAUAUUAAAGAAAUUGGACUUGUCAUGGUGCGGCUUAUUCAAUACAAUUUCUCCAACAGAAUUUAAAAAAUUUAUACAACAGCGUGGUGACAGUCUAAUAUGUCUUAGAUUGGAUUCCUGUAAGAUUCUGAAUGCAAGUUGUAUUGAGACUUUAGGAAUAGUCUGUGACAAUUUGAGAGAACUUUCACUGAGAAAUUGCUCCACUGAUCCGCCCCUACUUAAUUUCUCAUGUUUGGCGAAUUUAAAAAAUCUGGAAAGAUUAGAUCUGUUUCAAACCGUAAUUGAGCCAGAAUUGAUGCUAACCAUGCUGGAAAAUAAUCGAAAGCUAAAACAUUUGAAUUUAGCAUUUUGUGGUAUAUCCGUUAAUAUGGAUGCCGUAGCUCAGCGAAUAGGCCAAUAUAAUCAAGGCUUGGUCACUUUAGACAUGUGGAAGUCCCGUUUUCUCUCGGCUACUGGCUUAGAUGCCUUAUCGAAAUGCCAUGACUUGGAAGAAGUUGAUUUUGGUUGGUGUUUAAGGGAAGUAUCUCUUGGAGACAGUUUAAAAAAAUUGCUAUUAAAUUGUACUAAGCUGAGGAAAUUAUUUUUGGCCACUGUGCGGGGUAUCACGGAUCAUGACGUUGAGAAUAUAGCAAACCUCUGCAGAAACUUGGAGCAGCUAGAUCUAAUGGGAGUUUCUGGUAUAUCAAAGGAUCGUUAUUACGAUGUUUUGGUGAAAUGCCGGAAGCUACAAUUACUUGAUCUAAGCUUUUGUGAUAAUAUCAACAGUGAGGAGAUUGCAUUUUGGGCUCGAACUUUCCAAGUUAAUAUUAAAUGCAGUCAUAUACCCAAUGUGCCUAACGAUAUGAGAUAUUAACUAAAAUACUUCUGUACAAAUUUCCAUAGAGGGAGCUAAUCAAUACAUAUAUGUUUAUAUACAAUUAUACAAAUGUAGAUAUAUUUUAUUUUAAAUAAAAUCAAAGAUAAAGAUUUUGUUCCAUAUGGAAGUAAAGAUCUUAUUGUUAAAUUCCGUUAAAAA